Pungitius pungitius (ninespine stickleback) is the source of this 2355-nucleotide messenger RNA. RefSeq names its product arylsulfatase B (gene arsb). The record is from RefSeq and is a predicted model, not a curated record. The coding region runs from base 222 to 1766 and encodes 514 amino acids. Lineage: Eukaryota; Metazoa; Chordata; Actinopteri; Perciformes; Gasterosteidae. The transcript has 8 exons.
UACCCGCGCGGGCUUCCGUACAUCCACGUGAUUGGUUGUUUUCUUUUCCAAUGAUCUCAUUGGCUCCCUUGGCCGAGGUACAUUUUCUAAGCGACAUCCUGUCACAACAGUUUCCUUCUGUUAUAACGACGAAGGGACCACUUCUCUAACAAAAAGCCUCCCCGCGUUCACCUCGCUCGUCGUUUUGUUUCACGGACGAAACUGACGUCGAGGAGGCAGCGAUGGACCUUUCUCUUCUUUUCGCGGCUCUGCUGCUCGUGAGUUUCCGCUCAGCUUCGGCGGCCGCGCGCCCGCACGUCGUCUUCAUCUUGGCGGACGACUUCGGCUGGAACGACGUCGGGUACCACGGCUCGGAGAUCCGCACCCCGAACCUGGACCGGCUCUCCGCGGCGGGAGUCCGCCUGGAGAACUACUACGUCCAGCCGCUGUGCACGCCCUCCAGGAGCCAGCUGAUGACCGGCAGGUACCAGAUCCACAUGGGCAUGCAGCAUCAGAUCAUCUGGCCCUGUCAGCCCCACUGCGUGCCUCUGGACGAGAAGCUGCUGCCUCAGCUGAUGAAGGAGGCCGGGUACGCCACGCACAUGGUGGGCAAGUGGCACCUGGGGAUGUACAAGGAGGCCUGCCUGCCGACGCGCCGCGGCUUCGACACGUACUUCGGCUACCUGCUGGGCAGCGAGGACUACUUCAGCCACGUCCGCUGCAGCCGCAUCGACGCCCGGAACCUCACCCGCUGCGCGUUGGACCUGCGGGACGGAGAGGAGGUCGCCGCCGGAUACGGAGGAGUUUACUCCACCGAGGCGUUCGGCCGGAGGGCCACCGACAUCAUCGAGAAACACAACCCCGACGAGCCGCUCUUCCUCUACGUGGCGCUGCAAGCCGUCCACGAGCCGCUGCAGGUGCCCGAUCGCUACCUGGCCCCCUACAGCUUCAUCGAGGACCUCCAUCGCCGGCGGUACGCCGGCAUGGCGUCGGCCAUGGACGAGGCGGUGGGGAACAUCACUCUGGCUCUGCGGCGGCGAGGGCUUUGGGACGACACCGUCCUGGUGUUCUCGACGGAUAACGGCGGUCAGACGCUGGGGGGCGGCAGCAACUGGCCCCUGCGCGGGAGGAAGUGGUCGCUGUGGGAGGGAGGGAUCCGGGGGGUCGGGUUCGUCGCCGGCCCGCUGCUGAAGCGACCCGGGACCGUCUGCCGGGAGCUGGUCCACGUCUCCGACUGGCUGCCGACCCUCGUGGGCCUGGCGGGGGGGGGCACCAACGGCACCAAGCCGCUGGACGGAUUCGACGUGUGGCGCGCGAUCAGCGAAGGCUUCGCCUCACCCAGACUGGAGCUGCUGCACAACAUCGACCCGCUGUACGUGGACGUGGCUCAAUGUCCCGGCACCGGGCGACGGGUAGCUUUGACCGAGGGGUUCGGCUCCGGCUUCAACGUGUCCGUCCACGCCGCCAUCCGAUCCUCCAACUGGAAGCUGCUGACGGGCUACCCGGGUUGUCCCGUUUGGUUCCCGCGGCCGGGCCACAACGGCUCGGGGCCCGGGUCGGACCCCCUCCCCGGGCCCGGGUCGGACCCGCUGAAGCCGGUGAUGCUGUACGACGUGGAGAAGGACCCCGAGGAGAGGAACGAGCUGUCCGCCGCCUUCCCCGCCGUGGUGGAGUACCUGCUCCGCCGGCUCCAGAAGCACCAGAGCGCCGCCUCGCCCGUCGACUUCCCCGCCGACGACCCCCGCUGUGACCCGGGCCCCGCGGGGGCCUGGGGCCCCUGGGCCUGAGCGCCGGAAUGAAACACAGCAGCAUCUCGUCCGUGGGAGAAGAACCGGGACGUUUAUUCUCCUCUCGGCUUAAAGGCAGAAAAUCGAUGGUUCCGGUUUUUGAUGAAUUUUCACACGAGACCAAACCGAUCCGGAUGCUCUCGUUAUUAUUGAUCGAAUAAGAUGCCUACGAAGGUUUUAGUUACAGCUCUCAGGGACCCCCCCCCCCCCCCCCGCUGCUUCAGGUAUUUGGUCUGUCCUUCCUGUAGGAGACCAACGUGCUUUUAAACAUUUCACCAGACAGACUGUGGAGUCUCUGCAAAGCGAGGCACUAACUAGCUAACUAGUGUGUGUGUGUGUGUGUGUGUGUGUGUGUGUGUGUGUGUGUGUGUGUGUGUGUGUGUGACCAAGCAGCUCCUCAUAUGUUGUAAAUAUGUCAAUGUGUCGCUGCCCCUAAACACACAUUAUCCUUGCGUUAAAACGUGUUGCUUUAAAUGAAGCGAGCUGUAUUUUUCUAUUCCCGUGUGCCGACGCGUCGAAGCUCAAGGAGUGAAACCCGACGCUCAUUUUGCUCUGAAAACAAUAAAGAGGUUUGUGAAACCGACCGAAA